Molecule: messenger RNA, 3488 nt
Organism: Brassica rapa (field mustard)
Lineage: Eukaryota; Viridiplantae; Streptophyta; Magnoliopsida; Brassicales; Brassicaceae
Product: 4-substituted benzoates-glutamate ligase GH3.12
Cellular component (GO): cytoplasm
Molecular function (GO): acid-amino acid ligase activity
Source: RefSeq, a predicted model, not a curated record
UCAUAUUAUGGAGUAUGAUGCACGCUCUCAUAAUCUUUCCAAUCUUAACUUUAUCCCAACAAAGUGCCGGAUUUUUAACAAUGGCAAAUCGAGCUUGCAAAACUCCGAAAGCCCGCUCAACAUCUUUUCGGACAGCUUCUUGAUUUUGCGCAAAUAAAACUGCUUUCGGCCCUUGUGGAAUUGAAAUAGAUUGGAUAAAAGUUGCCCAUUUUUCAUAAAUACCAUCGGUGAGAUAGUAAGCCAAAUGGUACUCUCUUCCGUUGACCGAGAAAUGCACUUGCGGGGCAUGACCAUUUAUUAUGUCAUCAAAAACCGGGGAGCGAUCAAGAACAUUAAUAUCAUUUAAAGUACCUGGAGGUCAAAAAACGCAUGCCAUAUCCAGAGGUCAUAUGAAGCAACCGCCUCUAAAACGAUUGUGGGUUUUUCCGAACCCCGAGAAUAUUGGCCUUUCCAUGCAGUGGGACAAUUCUUCCACUCCCAAUGCAUACAAUCGAUGCUUCCUAUCAUCCCGGGAAAUCCACGAACCUCUCCAAUAUGAAGCAGACGCUGAAGAUCAGCCGGGGUUGGUCUCCUUAGGUACUCAACACCGAACAAAUUUAUUAUUGCGUCCACAAAGUUUUCUACACAUAAGCGAGCAGUGGUUGCACCGAGCCGGAGGUAUUCGUCGACCGCAUCAAGCGCAGAACCAUAUGCCAACACACGAAUAGCUGCUGUACACUUUUGAAGUGCAGAUAGACCAAGUCUUCCGAUAACGUCUUGCUUUUGACGAAAGAAUCGAACUUCAUUGAAGAGGCGAUCAACAAUACGCAUGAAUAACGCCUUGUUCAUUCGAAAUCGUCGUCUGAAUAAAUUUUCGGGAUAUGUGGGAGUGUCACUGAAAUAAUCAUUCCAUAACCGGAGAUGACCUUCUUCCCGAUUGCGUUCGAUGAAAACGCGUUUUUUUCUUUUCCUCGUUUCAUCUUCUUGAUCACCAUAAACAUUGCACAUAUUGUCAAAUGUUUCAUCGAAAGUUUGAUCAAAAUAUUGAUCAAAUGUUUGAUCGAAAAUUUCAUCAAAGGACCCAUCCAAAUUAUGAUGAGAAGAAGAAGCUAUUAGACGUUUGGUUUACGAAAUGGAAAUUUUUGAAUAUAGAGAAGAAUGAGAAAUAGUGUGAGAGUAGAGAUAGAGAGAUGGCUUGUGAGAGUAUUAGAUAGAGAGAUGGCUUGAGAGAGUAUAGAUAGAGAAAUGGCUUGUGUUAUGAAUAUAUAACAACAUCAACACUUACGAAUAUAUAACAACAUCAACACUCGAACACUAUACAAAAACACCCGUGACCUCUGUCUUUUCCUCUAACACCCGUGAUGCUAAAAGACUCCAAAGACCCGUGAAGGUGAUUCUAAAAGACUCCAAAGAAAAAGUACAAAACUCCAAAGACCUCUGUCUUUUGCUUUACACCCGUGACCUCUGUCUUUUUCUUUACAGCCCUGAACUCUUUCUUUUGAUUUAGCUGCCUCCUGUCGAUCGUAAUUUUUAUAUAAUAUUAUAAUGACAUGUGAAUUGAACCUCCCAAUCAUGUAGCCUUAUCUAUAAAGCCCAAUCAUUCCAUGUGAAGUUAGAGAUAACCAAAUAUGAGUAUAAUCUCUUAUUACAACGAGGAAGAAAAGGGAAAGGUUCUUGAGGACCUAACCUGGAAUGUGAAGCAAAUACAAGACGAUCUGUUGAAAGAGAUACUCACCCUUAACUCAGGAACUGAGUAUCUCCAAAACUUCCUUCAUGGAAGCUCUGCUAAAGAGCUCUUCAAGAAGAACUUGCCAAUAGUCACUUAUAAAGAUGUGAAACCUUACAUUGAUCGUGUCGCAAAUGGAGAGUCGUCGAAUAUAAUAUCGGCCCUACCCAUUACAAAUUUCUUUAACAGUUCGGGAACUUCUGGAGGAGCAAACAAAAUACUACCAUCGAAUAGCAAGUAUUUGGAUGGCUCUGCAUUCAGUACUGAUCUUAUCGCGCACGUUAUACGCAAGCAUGUGAAAGGUGUGGAGAGAGGAAAAGGGAUGCUGUUUUUCUUAACAGGGCACGAUACCAAGACUCCAGGUGGCUUCCCCCUUGAGGACGGAAUAAGCUGGUACCUAAAGAGCGACUAUUUCAAGAACCGGCCAUCUACUUGGUUCUACUCUUAUACGAGUCCUGAUGAAGUUAUGUUAGGCAGUGACCUCAAGGAAAACCUGUAUUGUCAUUUACUAUGCGGUCUUGUCCAAAGAGAUGAGGUCACCAGAAUUGGUUCCACAUUCGCUUCAGGCAUGGUCAGAGUAAUCAAGGUUCUUGAAGAUUCUUGGAAGGAGCUGUGUUCUAAUAUUCGAUCAGGUAAUCUCAGUGAAUGGAUCACCGACUCUGGUUGUAGAAACUCCGUUUCAUUGGUUCUAGGAGGUCAGCCCCGUCACAAAUUAUCAGACGAGAUUGAAAGUAUAUGCAGCCAGAAGUCUUGGAAAGGUAUAAUGAAGAAACUAUGGCCACAAACCUUAUGCAUUGAAGCUAUUGCUACAGGUUCAAUGGCACAAUAUGUUCCUACACUGAAACAUUACAGCGGUGACGUGCCUCUUGUUUCAACAAUUUACGCUUCUUCCGAGUCAAUGUUCGGUAUUAAUACUGAUCCUUUGUGUCAGCCUGAAAACACCUCUUACACGCUCAUGCCCAACAUAUCUUACUUCGAGUUUAUACCAACGGAGGGAGGCAAUGGUGAUGUUGUGGACCUAGCUGACGUAAAACUCGGCUGUUCUUACCAGUUAUUGGUCACAAACUUAUGGGGUUUGUAUAGAAUGAGGAUCGGAGAUAUUGUUAAGGUGACUGGAUUCCACAACAAGGCACCUAAGUUUAGGGUUAUAGGACGAGAGAACACGUUGUUAAGCAUUGAUACGGACCGGACAACUGAAGAAUACUUGUUAAAGGCGGUGAAUCGAGCAAGGCUGGUUCUUGAGUCAUCAGAUCUAAGGCUUGUAGCUUUCACUAGCUAUGCUGAUAUCUCCAGUAGUCCCGGUCACUAUGUGAUAUAUUGGGAAGUAAAGACUAAAGAGGAAGACAUGAAGGAGCUUGAUGAAAAGACAUUCUUGGAGUGUUGUUCAGUAAUGGAGGAUACGUUGGACGAGGAAUACAUGUACUGCCGGGCUAACGAAUUUAUAGGGCCUCUCGAGAUAAGAGUAGUGAAUGAUGGGACGUUCGAUUCUCUUAUGAACUUGUCCAUCUCAAAAGGUGCUUCGAUUACUCAAUACAAGACUCCAACAUGCAUCACAUCUGAAGAGAGCUUACAAGUAUUGGAGACAAAUGUGGUUGCUAGAUUCUUCAGUACUCUCAGAGCAUCUCAUGUGCUUAAGCCAUGAUAUAUGGUCCAAGAAACGGGGGAGAAAUGUGUGUGUUUUAUCUGUAUUAUCUUGUUUUCUUCUUACUAUCUUUUGACUAUUUACUUGUUGCUUCAUUAAUAACAAACUUGAUUUGGUAUGCAAUUAUAUGCUUUAAGAAUU